AUGUCUGAAGCGUUCAACGGUGUUAUGAAAGGGGCCAGGUCACUCCCAAUCACUUCAUUAGUUAGGAUGACAUUCUACCGGGUAAACGAAUACUUUGCCACAAGGAGGGAUUUAGGGAGAAGCAGAUUAGACAGUGGACAUGUGUAUGCGAAGAAACCAAGUGAUACGAUUGAUAAGAAUGCUGAAAAAGCACGCUUUCAUGAUGUUAGGAUAUAUGACACAGUGCGUGGGAUAUUCGAGGUCACCACUGGUUGUGGCAAUAGGAUAGCAGGAAAAGGUGGAAAAUCCUACAUGGUUGACCUCACAGCAACAUCAUGCACAUGUCAGAAACCAACCAUCUUCAAGUUACCGUGCUCACAUAUUCUUGCAGUAUGUCGAGCUCGUAACAUAUCGUACGAUGCUUUUGUGGACCCUUCAUUUCGCACUACAAAAUACGUAUCGACAUAUAAGAAGUCUUUCAUGCCCGUUCCAGACAUGUUCACUUGCGAUCCUUGGAAUGGUCCUACAGUUGUUCCAGAUCCCUCAACGAAGCGUGCAAAGGGUCGUCCGCGAUCAACUCGUAUACGGAACGAAAUGGAUGCACCGUUGACGCGUCCUCGUAACUCGUGUACCUUUUGUGGAUGUAGUGGUCAUAAUAAGAAAACAUGCCCUCGAAGGUCAACAAACGAUCAUGGCGAUGCCGGGCCCAGUAGCGGAGGUUGACGAGUUCACACCAUCUCAUCGACCGGUGUGCAAAACAAAAGGGGUCGGGGGUUGUAGUUUAACAAGCUUUGUAUAUUCUUAUACGACUUGAACUUCUUGUAUGAGU
Amaranthus tricolor (Joseph's coat) is the source of this 808-nucleotide messenger RNA. RefSeq lists its product as uncharacterized. The transcript has 2 exons. NCBI's taxonomy places the organism in Eukaryota, Viridiplantae, Streptophyta, Magnoliopsida, Caryophyllales, Amaranthaceae. Gene Ontology annotation, molecular function: zinc ion binding. The coding region runs from base 1 to 702 and encodes 233 amino acids. The record is from RefSeq and is a predicted model, not a curated record.